GCUCAUCUUUAACUCUCUUUUGCAGCUAAGUCGGUUUAUAACUCAUAUUGGAUGUUAGUUUUCUUGCAGCUGCGGGCGCGUUCAGUUGUUUUUUCGGAGAAUAUGUAUGUGUAUAUCGUUUAACGUGAAUAUUUGAUCCGUUAAAAUAUUAGUUGAAAAAACAUAUUUGGUGUAAACUCUGCAAGUGUGUUUCAUUGAUUGACUGCCCUAAUAUAUGUUUCUUAUUGGAAAUUAUUUAACUGAUUUGUUAUGUAUUAGGAUAAGAACUAAGUCAAAUGGAACUAAGCAACUUAAUAAACCAAUUGGACUAUAGCGAAUAAACUAAACUAAAUGAGCAACUGUUGCAGAUCCUAAAAUUACUUACAUUACUAUUUCUGCAAAAUGGAUACGGUUUAUGGGACCAAGAAAUACUUUCAGAGCCUGUCUGGUGUAAGCGAUAUAUAUCGCACGCAGACAUGUCGACAAAUGAACACCUCCGAAUACAAUUAUCAGAACACGCUGGGACGUCGUUCUCAGCUGGGCGCCUAUUACCACAUGAACAAACAGCCCUCGUACACAAACGAUCAUAGCAUCAACAGUCAAUACGGCGGCUAUAAUACUUGGGGUAUUUGGCGAGAUGGACGAAAUAUAGCGCCAUCCACAUUCUCAACGAAAACGCAUGCGCACUAUCCAAAGAAUCGAUCGUUCUCUAUUAUAUUAACGACAGCGGCGUUUAUUGUGCUGCUGGCGGUGAUCUCCAUAGCCGGGUUGGCCUUCUAUUUCAGCUCUAUUAAGGCCACUCUGGAGGAUCCUAUUCUUGGCUUUGAGGGCUCCUUUCGCAUUGCCAAGGGCGAUUUGUAUUCCACGGGUCUGAAAUACAAUCAUACGACGACCUACAAGCAAAAGAUUGAGUUCUAUAAACGAUUUGUGGAGCGCGCGCUGACGGAUAACGGACUGCAACCACUACGCACCGAUGUCUGGGGUUUUGGCGAGGGUCCAUUGAUAAAAGUAUCCUUUCGCUUAUUUCUGGACGUGCGCAAGCUGCCACAAAACAUAAUCAGCGUGGAGGAGUACAUAAAGGAGUCUCUAUUCCUGGAAACCUCAGUCAGCAAGUCGCUCUAUCGUUCGUUGCGUCUGGACACCGAAUCUGUGGAAAUCAAGAGGAUACUCGAUGAGCAAGUGGUGCGUUCAGCAGCCAUAUUGAAGGAAGCUCAAACGGUGCCCACCAGCCAAACCCAAUUGGAGAAGCGCCUGAUGAAGAAGGGUACUGUACCUGCCGUACCACUUGCACCACUGCAAGGCAAAACCACAUCCAAGCCACGCCCACCUUUACGACCCCAUUCACCCGAUGAUGAGCCCGAAAUAGAUGUGGAAAAUGCACCUGUUAUACAAGGAUCCUUUGAGGGUUCUUUUGAGAUAACCAAGACGGAUGCGGAUAUUGCACGCAAGAAGACUUCGCCAACGCGAUCCUAUCAAAGUAGCAGUCUGCCACCCAAGUCGAUAGCAGUGACGCCCUAUUCGCUGCGUGUGAAGCCGAAAAAGACGAGUGUGGAUAAGCUGACUACCAUAACGCCACACAAUCCAAUGAUCAGCAGCUCAACAGCAACAACAACGACUACGAGAAAUCCAACAACAACAACAACUAGAAGAACUACGACUAAAUCAACCACACCUUCAACAACAACCACAACGACUACUACAAGCACAACCACAACAACCACGCCGAAGCCGUCGACAACAACAACAACAACAACAAGCACAUCAACAACAACAACGGCGGCUCCCCCAGCAACAACUACGCCCAGCUCAACGACAACAACAACUACAUUUAUGCCUGCCUCUUCAACCGUGGUGCUGCCCAAAUUGGAUGCGAAUCUGUUUACCACCUUCCCCAUACUAGACACUCAACCAUGGCGACCCAUACAUCGUGAGGUGCCAGAAUUGUUGCCCGGACCACCACCGGCUUUCCCCACAAAAACGUUGCCAACUAUGAACCAGAUGCUACCACAACGUCGUAUUGAUGAGAUAGAGCUGCCGUUUAUAGCGGAAAAUCCGACGCCCCCAGCAGCUGCAAUGCCCGCCAUGGGCGUAACACUGGAUCCAUUUGUAGCCCUUUCUGGAUUUGUUAGCCGUCAACCGGCAGAUGGAAAGUUGGAUAUGCCUACUGGUCAGAAGCCGGAGCAGGAUAUGCUCUUCUAUCAUAGCUUUGGCAGUCCCGUCUAUAUGCCUGGAACGGAGAACAUUGAACGUUUGGGUGGAGCUUUGGUGGAGCCACAUCCGCUGCCGGUGCCACUGAUUGAUGAUGUCAUUGUGCCACCGUUUAGACCCAUCAACCCUACGCUGGGCGGGCUAAACAAGCUGCAGUUCAACAUCGAUGGCAACAAUGAGAAAUUCGAGCAUUUAGGCGGUGGAGUCAUAGCCAAGAAGCAGGAGAAUGUUAGCAAUACGGAGCCCAAGGUGGAGAGCACAACAGCCAAGUUGAUCACUACAACAGUCACUAGUUCGACAACACCAUUGAAGAUUCAGUUAGAUGCUGCGCCAACUCUGGCGCCCGUUCUUUCUGGCCAAAAGCCAGAAAACUCUGUACUCGCAGAUACCAUAGGAGAGUUCUUUAUGGAGCUGCUAAAUUUGCCAAAGGAGGGGAAUGCCACAACUACAAUGGAGCCCGACCAGGUGGAGUCACGCAUUGAAGCUGAGGAUAAGGAAGGAGACUUGGAUCUGCCAGCGGAAGCUGCAAAUCCAAGCAAGCCAAACUUUAUGAAUCUUAAAGAAUUGAUUUUACAGCGAAGCUCCACAACAACAACCACUACUACGACAACAACAACCACCACAGAGGCACCUGCCAGCACCACCAAACGCAAUCGCAUACGUCCAAAUAGCGAACGACCCACCAUGCUGGAUGAUUCCAAUCUCUUUCCCUCCCAUUCCAAAUGGGAAUUUGUUAACAGCUCGGCGCCUGUAAACUUUGGCUAUGGAGGCAACAUGCGGAAGGUGUUCAAUAAAACACUCCAAGCAUGGGUCUCUGAAGACGUGGAGAAGACGGAGAACUACACGCUGCACGAUAUCAAAACAAGGAUUAAUAAUGCCAGCAAUAUUCAGGAUAUAUCAUUGAUAUUCGACACUUUGGCCUCCAAGCUGGGCAUCACGCCCAGUGUGCCAAUGAAAUUCCCGCCUUUCUCGCAGAACAAACUGAAGCACAGCCAAAGGAAUGAGACGAAGGCGAAGACGACGUCAACGACGACAGAAUCCAUGCCCUUAUUGGAGUCGAGUGUGAAGAACUUUGUGGAGCUGCCUUUGCAACAACGUGAACCUUUCAUCCGGCCCAUGUCAAGUUUUAUGGACGACGGCUCCACAGAAGUAUUGGGUGCUGCUAUUCCCGUUGUGGGCGAGGCUGAGGUGGAAGUGGUUGAUCCCGUCAAGUAUGAAGAGCUUUUGAAGACAUCCCAGUUCGCGGAGGCAACAUCGACGGAACCAAGUCCACAUCGUUUGGUUACGCUGCUGCCCGUACGAUCCAAUUCCGGCAUUCGCACCUACAAACCACCCACAGAGGAAUUAGAGCAGGACUCACAACGGAGUCAGAGUCAAGUAGAGAUUGCACCCGAAUCCUCAAAGCCACGAUCUAAAGGCAACAGUAGCAUACGCCGUAAAACCAACUCGAAUCAGAGUCGAAAAUUUGGUCAACCACCCGCGGAGGCGAUCGUUAAGGGCGGCAUCAAGGUCACGGUCAAGAAAUAAAAUUCACUAAAUGAAAAAGGAAGUAAAACAAAAACCAG
Messenger RNA from Drosophila hydei, 3752 nucleotides. Its product is annotated as flocculation protein FLO11. The record is from RefSeq and is a predicted model, not a curated record. The coding region runs from base 382 to 3714 and encodes 1110 amino acids. NCBI's taxonomy places the organism in Eukaryota, Metazoa, Arthropoda, Insecta, Diptera, Drosophilidae. The transcript is spliced from 6 exons.